Linnemannia hyalina is the source of this 276-nucleotide messenger RNA. Lineage: Eukaryota; Fungi; Mortierellomycota; Mortierellomycetes; Mortierellales; Mortierellaceae. The record is from the annotation of a GenBank genome assembly.
AUGGAAGCGCUCUACUCGGACUACCACCUGGAUCAGCGCACAGGCGUCAAUCGGGACAAUGGUCUGUCAGAUUCUUCUGGAUCGACAGGAGCUGGGAUUGGACAUCAGAUGGUACCAGCCUAUUUCCUCUGGAGCAGACUCAAGAUGCCGAUGAUGCUGGCGCUGUGGAGGGUCUGGCUGGCUCAGCGCAAAAGUGUGACGUCACUCAGACGGCCCGGCGGCCGCUUCAGGGUCUAUUUCCCUGCCCAGUCCCGCCACUCACUGCUGGUCGAAUAG